This is a messenger RNA of Oppiella nova, 355 nucleotides long. The record is from the annotation of a GenBank genome assembly. Lineage: Eukaryota; Metazoa; Arthropoda; Arachnida; Sarcoptiformes; Oppiidae.
ACUGCAUUGCAUAACAAACCACACAAUCAUAUGAUAUGCAAAACAUUUGUCGUUAUCUCAUGUCUCGCGUGAUUAGACACUUUCGCCACGAGUUUAUUCAUCCACUUCUUGAGCCACCGCUCCAACGAUGUUUUAUCGAUGCAAAUGCUUUCUGACGAACAACUACUUUGUGUCCAAAUAUAAACUUCACGUGAAGUACGGCAACACCAGUGACACCGACUUCUGGACGCAGUUUGGCGACCAAUUGGCGGCCAAUGGCUGCGACUCGGAGGCCAAGAGGGCGGAGGUGUUGACACAACUCAAGACAGAGUUCGACCGCCGAAGCCGUUUGGACGCGGAGGCCGUGAAACGGAUU